AUGCUUCGAAGUAUAUUCUCCAAGCGCUGCUUUUGUGCAGCCACUACAUUGUCUUCUCCACGGCCAUGGCUUUUGGUGGGUUUGGGCAAUCCAGGAGACAAAUUUGUGGGUACCAGACACAAUGCUGGAUUUGAGUUGAUUGAUGCAUUUGCAAGGUCACAAGGGAUUUCAAUGGAAUCUGUCCACUGCAAAGCUAUAUUUGGGAAAGGCCUGGUCAAUGGUGUUCCAGUUUUCUUGGCAAAGCCUCAGACUUACAUGAAUUUGAGUGGUGAAUCUAUUGGUCCCCUUGCGGCUUAUUACAAGCUUCCUCUUAAUAGAGUGCUAGUGGUUCAUGAUGACAUGGAUUUACCUUGUGGAGUUCUUCGUCUUAAUCCUUUGGGAAAUCACGGAAGUCACAACGGGCUUAAAAGCGUGAUCCAUCAUUUUCGGGGGAAUAGAGAAUUUCCUAGGCUAAGAAUUGGUAUAGGGAGGCCGGCUGGUCAAAUGGAUCCGAAAGCAUUUUUACUCCAAAAGUUCAAUGCCAGUGCUCGAGAGCGGAUCGAUGCUGCAUUGGUAGAAGGUGUUGAUGCUCUUGAACAGCUUUUAUCAAAAGGCUUGACAGAAGCUUCUAGAUACUUUAAUAGGGAUCAGAAGUACAAACACAUUAGGCUGCAGACAAUGCCCGUCUGA
This is a messenger RNA of Striga hermonthica, 669 nucleotides long. The record is from the annotation of a GenBank genome assembly. Lineage: Eukaryota; Viridiplantae; Streptophyta; Magnoliopsida; Lamiales; Orobanchaceae.